UGUCGAGCGCUGGCUGCUGCUUUUCUGCUCCUGGAAGCGGCCGAGGGGGGAAGCGGCGAGUCAACAUGGAGCUCUCGGCGGUGGGGGAGCGGGUGUUCGCGGCCGAAGCCCUCCUGAAGCGGCGUAUUCGCAAAGGACGCAUGGAAUACCUCGUGAAAUGGAAGGGCUGGUCGCAGAAGUACAGCACGUGGGAGCCCGAAGAAAAUAUCCUGGAUGCUCGCCUGCUUGCAGCCUUUGAAGAAAGGGAACGGGAGAUGGAGCUCUAUGGCCCCAAAAAGCGAGGACCCAAGCCUAAAACCUUUCUUCUCAAGGCCCAGGCCAAGGCAAAAGCCAAAACCUAUGAAUUCAGAAGUGAUUCCGCCAGAGGCAUCCGGAUCCCAUACCCAGGCCGAUCACCCCAGGACUUGGCAUCUACAUCCAGGGCCCGAGAGGGCCUUCGGAACACAGGUCUAUCCCCACCAGGGAGCAGCACCAGUGCCUGCAGGCCAGAUCCACCUCGGGACCGGGACAGGGAUCGAGAAAGAGGUGCCAGCCGUGUAGACGACAAGCCCAACUCUCCAGGGGACAGCUCCAAGAAGCGAGGACCCAAGCCCCGGAAGGAGCUCCUAGACCCUUCCCAGAGGCCAUUGGGAGAGCCCAGUGAUGGCCUUGGAGAAUACCUCAAAGGCCGGAAGCUGGAUGACACCUCUUCUGCCACAGGAAAGUUCCCAGCCGGCCACAGCGUGAUCCAGCUUGCUCGAAGGCAGGACUCAGACCUGGUACAAUAUGGUGUGACCAGUCCUAGCUCGGCAGAGGCUUCGGGCAAAUUGGCUGUGGACACCUUUCCAGCCAGGGUGAUAAAACACAGGGCUGCUUUCCUGGAGGCCAAAGGCCAAGGUGCCCUGGAUCCUGUUGGCCCCAGGGUCCGACAUAGUUCAGGUACCCCAGGCUCAGUGGGGAGCCUGUAUCGGGACAUGGGGGCUCAAGGGGGAAGGCCCUCCCUCAUCGCCAGGAUCCCAGUGGCCAGAAUCUUGGGGGACCCAGAAGAAGAGUCCUGGAGCCCCUCCCUGACUAACCUGGAGAAGGUGGUUGUCACAGAUGUGACCUCAAACUUUUUGACCGUCACCAUAAAGGAGAGUAACACGGACCAAGGUUUCUUUAAGGAAAAAAGAUGAAUUGCUGGGAACGGGGAGCCCAGGACCAGAGCAGGGGAGAGUGAGCUCCAAUGUGGCUUAGUGCUUUUUUUAUUUCUGAGUGGCUGUGGCCUUCUGGUUGGUCCUGUCCUUAACUUCACACCGUCCCCCUGGAAUCCCUUUCAUUCCUCCGUCCUCAGUUCUGGUUGGAAAAUUAUCUAGAGUUCUAUUUUCUAUUAGAUGUAAAUAUGUUAUUUAAGAAAAAUAUCUAAAUAUAUAUAUUUCAACUCUUGAAGUUCUUUUAUUUAAACAAGGAAAGAGAGAGAGAUUGUGGUUUGGUAGGGGCAGACAGACUGAGCUGGUACAGGACACUAGGAAAGUUGGGGGCCUGGGUGCUGGGAUUCUGGAGGGUAUGUGUUGGGGCUCAGCCGGCCCACCGCCAAUUCCCAGUGCCAGGCUCCUAGCACCCAGGCUGGAUUUUUGCUCUCCUUCCCAUUGGUCAGCUAGGCCAACAAAAGGUUGGCUUCCCAAUCAGAAAAAGGGGGGUGGGGUCAGCCCAGUUUUCUUUUUCUAUUUCUCUCUCUCUCUCUCUCUCUCUCUCUCUCUCUCUCUCUCUCUCAAGAUUCAGUGGUCAAUUAGAGGGAAAGUAUUAACUUAAAUAACUUUUUCGCGCGUAUCGUUGAAGGUAGAAAAAGUCAGGAGCGGGUGGGGCGCAGCUCUCCCAUAACCACACAAGGAUAUGCACUUUAUGGGAGGCGUGAGUGCCGCACACGAGGAUUGUAUGUGUGUCAUGUGGACAAAAAUCUCCCCGUUCCCUCGAUUCCUUCCCUUACUUUCCGGAGAGAAAAAGAAAUCCAGCGAAUUUGUUUACAUUCCCGAAAUGCCAGGAUAAAUUGGGAGGAUUGCGUGUCAGUGCCCAGAGCACCAGACAGUUGUUUUACAAGAAAAAUGUUGGGGUGGACUUUUCCUUUGCGCGUCCUCUAUCUUUGCCAGAAGACAGGGCGGCCCCACCUCCCAGGAAGACUUGGACAAGCCUGGUUCAUCGGGUGAGGGUGGGCCCUGCUCUCCGAAGGACGAACGGCCGCCAGGCCACCCCGCGGGGCUGGCAGCGGGCUGCGCACCAGGCCAGUCGAGCUGAGCGCCCGGGUGGCAGCCUAAGUGGAACUUGGUCAGGUGGGGCUCUGGGUGGAAGGGAUCUCAUCCAAGAAUGUGCAUUAGAAGUUUAGUUUUUUCCCCCCUCUUUCCUCUUUCUUAAAAGCAAAAGCUGUAAUUUAUAGUCCCUUUCGAUUCUCGGAGUGCUCGCUACGUGAACUCGACGUUCAGACUCCGCCGAAGAGGGCGGGGGAGCGCGAGGUGGAGCGGGCGCGGCUGGGGACGAGGCGCCCCUCCACUCCCUGCGACCCUGGUCUCGGCCCACUCCGGAUGGCGCCACGCGCAGCAGCUCGGACUCAAAAGCACAAAUCCGUCCCCCAGCCUACUGUUGCCCCUUUCAGCAGGGAUCUUGCGGCCUCUCCGCCCUCCCCGCCCUUAAAGGGCCAGCAGGCGAUCUAACUUCUAGGGUUUUUGGAGGGAGGGGCACGAGGCUCUGCUUGUAGGACAAAGCACAGACUUGGGGGGGGGGCCCUUUGGGCUGGGUUAGAGGAACUUGGUAAUGGGGAGGAACUGAGAGAGACCCCAGCCUUGUCCUUCAUCCUCCUGGCUCUGCAUCUUCAGCGUGUCAGUCUCUCCUCCCGCCAGACUUUCUUUGCCUUUAAAUAGAGGGAGGAACAAAAAGAAAAAACGGUGUAUUCUAUGUGUUUUUAUUUGUUUUUGAAAAUCAAACUGCGCCUAAAGAGAAGCCCCUGGAAUGGGGAUUUUUAUCUGCUCAUAUUUGUAAAACUGGUAUUUUCGACUUUGUAUAAAGAAGCGCCGUUGAUCGUGUGUCUGUCUAGAUGUGGACCCUCUUUUCAGGUAGAGCUGCUUUUGGAGGGCACAUCUGUGACCGCGUGGACCGUAACUGUGGGACAGGAGUCCCUUACCUGACUGCCGACGACUUCCUCUCUCUCCUCCUUCCUCACGCUGGCACCUUCCUUCCCUUCAGCAUUCCUGGUUCGUCCUGCCAUCUGUUCAUGGCCGUUGUGUGUCUCCUUAGCUCGCUCUUGAGAGGCUGAC
Molecule: messenger RNA, 3263 nt
Organism: Microtus ochrogaster (prairie vole)
Lineage: Eukaryota; Metazoa; Chordata; Mammalia; Rodentia; Cricetidae
Gene: Cbx8
Product: chromobox 8
Biological process (GO): negative regulation of transcription by RNA polymerase II
Cellular component (GO): chromatin; PRC1 complex
Molecular function (GO): chromatin binding
Source: RefSeq, a predicted model, not a curated record